AUGAAACCACCAACUUCACACAACCCCAAGCGCAACAAAACCUUCCAUCCCUCCCAUGUACCCAUAACCCCCAACGAAACACUUCAUCCAAUACCAACCCACAUAACCGGGCCCUUCCCCUUCCUAAACCCCACAAAAGCCCACUACUACACCCCCUCCCACCCAGACAUCCGCUUCAAAUGGACCUCGCGCAACGACCGCAAAGGCCGCCACGCCCUCUCCAUCCCCCAACCCCACGCUUCCGCCCCGCGCCCCACCACCUCCGCGCACACCAUCCUAUCCAACAUGUGGCAAAUGGCAACCUACUACCCCAUCUGGGACCUAUCCUUCCUCAUCGCCUACAUAUUCACAAUAGGCAGCGUUCUCUGGAUCCUCAACGCAUUCUUCGUGUUUUUGCCUUUGGUACGGCCGCAGACGGAGUUUGAAGGGGAGACCUUGUAUGGUGGUGGGAUUACGGCGUUUAUUGGGGCUACGGUGUUUGAAGUGGGGUCGGUGCUGUUGCUUGUUGAGGCGGUGAAUGAAGGGCGGUCUGGGUGUUUUGGGUGGGCGGUUGAGAGAGUGCUUGAGGGUGAGGAGGAGGGGAGGGUGAGGGUGGAGAAGGGGGUGUGUGGGCAUGCGCAUAAGAGGGGGGAUGGGGAGGGGGAGAAGGAGAAGGGGGAGAGGAGGAAGUGGGUUUGGUGGCCGGCGAGGGAGGAGUUGCGGAGUCAUUAUAUUCACAACUUGGGGUUUUUAGCGUCGUUGGCACAGUUUGUGGGGGCGACCAUUUUUUGGGUUGCGGGGUUUACAGCAUUGCCGGGCAUUUAUGAUAACAUGUCGAAGACUGUUACGAUUGUUUUUUACUGGACGCCGCAGGUUGUGGGUGGGUUGGGGUUCGUUAUCUCUGGUUUUUUGUUCAUGAUCGAAACGCAACCGAAAUGGUGGAAGCCAGCGCCUCGGACACUCGGCUGGUGGAUUGGAGCGCUGAAUUUGAUCGGAGGUGUGGGAUUCACGUUGUGUCCGGCGUUUGGAUAUGAUAGUAGUAGUUGGGCGCAGUAUCAGGCUUGUCUGAGUACUUUUUGGGGCAGCUGGGCGUUUAUGAUUGGGAGUACACUGCAAUGGUAUGAGAGUCUUGAGAAGUUUCCGGUGGAGGUUAAUAGAUCGACGCGGUGA
This is a messenger RNA of Bipolaris victoriae FI3, 1149 nucleotides long. RefSeq lists its product as hypothetical. The coding region runs from base 1 to 1149 and encodes 382 amino acids. The transcript has a single exon. The record is from RefSeq and is a predicted model, not a curated record. NCBI's taxonomy places the organism in Eukaryota, Fungi, Ascomycota, Dothideomycetes, Pleosporales, Pleosporaceae.